AUGCCGGGUGGAGUCUGUGCCGUCCUCGACUAUGAGGUCGACAUGAUGGCUGAAUACGUUGCGGAGAUGGCUACGCGAGUGGUCACUCCGGAGGCGGCUAUUUCUACGCCCUUUCGCAAGUUUGUCUCCCAGAUCCUCACCUCGACGAGACUUCCGAGCACCACGAUCCUCCUUGGCAUGAACUAUCUCGCCAAGCGGAUCAACGCGAUGAAGGAGCAGGGGCCGUACAAGGCUUCGGAGGGUCAGGUCUGGCGCUACCUCACGGUCUCGCUUCUCCUGGGCAGCAAGUUCCUUGAUGACAACACGUUCCAGAAUCGCUCCUGGUCCGAGGUCAGCGGCAUUGCCGUGUCGGAGCUCAACUCCCUCGAGUUCGACUGGGUUCAGGCCAUGAGCUGGAGGCUCUACGUCAACCUGGAUCUCAGCAAGGAUUAUCAGGCGUGGCUUGAGAACUGGAGAGACUGGCAGCAGAUGAAGAAGCGCCAGGCGGUGCAGGCAAGUCGGGAGAGGCUUGCCUCUCUGGUCCCCGCAAUCGACACGGAGCUUGCGAGAUAUCACAACAACCGCCAGUCUCCCCACUCUCGCUACAUCCAGGAGCAAGUUGCCGAGUACGAGCGCUACCAGGCCAUCAAGGCUCAACAGCGACCCUACCGGGCACGGGAUGCCGCCUGGGCGCACAACCCUUGGAGCGCGCCUCUGACCCCUCCAGACUCUGGUUAUGGUACUCCGGACUACGGCAUGUCCGCUACUUCCAGCAAUGCUCGGUACAACGAGUGGUUCGCUCAGGCUACGGCCCAGUACACGAACCGGUACCCGCAGCCGCCCGCUCACAAUGCGUUUUACCCCAACCGGCAGACCCCGUACCCUGGGCAUUACGCCUACAACCAGGGCAUGUGGGAGCAACACAGUCUCGCUGAAUGCAACUGCCAGACCUGCAUGACCCCGAUGAAGCAACAGGCGCCAUACUUCAUGGCCCAUGGCUAUGGACAGCCCGUUGUGGGGUGA
This is a messenger RNA of Purpureocillium lilacinum, 1002 nucleotides long. RefSeq lists its product as uncharacterized. Gene Ontology annotation, biological process: regulation of cyclin-dependent protein serine/threonine kinase activity. NCBI's taxonomy places the organism in Eukaryota, Fungi, Ascomycota, Sordariomycetes, Hypocreales, Ophiocordycipitaceae. Gene Ontology annotation, molecular function: protein kinase binding; cyclin-dependent protein serine/threonine kinase regulator activity. Gene Ontology annotation, cellular component: cyclin-dependent protein kinase holoenzyme complex; nucleus. The record is from RefSeq and is a predicted model, not a curated record.